UUCCCUUCCUCCCCCUUCCCCCGGCGCAUGCGCCUCAGAUGCCCUGAGGCUACGUUUUCGUUUCUGAUUCUGCUGUAUUUCUUGUUACUUUGCUCAUAAUUACCGGAUGUCUCGCUCACCGUCCUCUACACCGACGCCUAAUCCAUCUAAUCCAUCUGAAGCUACAGAUACACAACAUUCUUUCGACUUAUUCGCAACUUCACGAGAAUCACACGAACAUAGUCCUGCCGAAGCGUCGAGGCAGACACGAGCACCAGCACGCCAACCCGUUUCUACUACAGCGGACGCAAAACCUCGGGCGGAAUCUAGCCAAAGCGUGUCUGGUGGGCGCGGGGGGAAGAGAACGAGAGCAGAGUCAGAAGAGUUGCCUGGGGGUGUCACUAGAAGACCAAGGAUGUCGAGUCCUUCAGGGUCAUCCUCGAACUCGCAGGCGGAUCUGGCGGACACGGAGCAUGAAGGGGGUAGAAAUGAGCGGUCUGAGAGAUCACCUUCAGACACACUUCCUCUUAAGAAGAAGCGUACAAGGACCCUCACGACUCCGCAUCAAUCUGCGGUUUUGCAUGCACUCCUGGCCCAGUCACGUUUCCCUACGACUGCCAUGCGUGAAGAAGUGGGUCGCCAGAUAGGUUUGAGUGCAAGGAAGGUCCAGAUAUGGUUCCAGAACCAACGCCAGAAAGCCAAACGACCCCGAAGUCAAGCCGCCACCCCUGUGGCAAGACCUCCGCAGUAUGGGCCGUUCCCCAACGUCCCAGGAGCCCCUUCAGCGUCUGUGGGUAACUCUGCUUCCUUUCUGACGUUUGGGACCGCAAGGCCCGAACCAGGAGGUGUGAGUCCGCAAGAAGCCGCUCCUAGUAGUGCUUCGAGCGCGGGGUCGGAGCAGUCUAGCCAGCGAUUCGCAGUUGAGUCCCCCUUCCUUGGCCUCGGCUCGCAGUUAUCCGGGCCAGGAAUCCCUGGUCCUGCCUUUCCUUCGAUCUCACCCAUCAGAGGCGGGGAGACGGCGAGUCGCCACCGACGGUCAUCCCGACUAUCACAGUCUCUUGAUAGCACCCCAUAUUUUCUGCAAUCUAGCCUACAUUACUCAGGUCGUCCGGUCUCUCGCCACCCUAUCUCAGUCCCUGCCCCGGUUCCGGACAGAGAACAUCCUUAUCCUAUAGACCCUUCUUUGACUCUCCCGCCUCUGACGUUCGACCGACCUCCUAGUCACCUUCCCCGAACGAUGCCUCCAGGGUAUCCUUUAUCAAGAUUCGAGCGACUCCCUAGCUCGGCCCCAUCUACCAUGACAUCCUUCGACUUUGCCCGCACGACAUCUACGCAUGAUCCGCCGUUCGCUCACGUUCCCCCUGACGUACCCGGGCCGUCGCUCUCUAUCAUCCCUCCGCCCUUCGCACUGCAACCCGCGCCGCAGUGGGAUCCCGACACAUUUUCACCUCUUUCUCGCCCAGGUUCGUCGUCGGUGAGCCGCCCUGGUAGCUCGUACUACUAUACUGAGGGCCGCACAUCUCCCCUCGACACUUCCAGUCAGCAGCCCUCAAUACAUACGGCUCCGGGACAGCCUGUCGCGAGAGACGAGGGGUCUUCCAAUGGAGAAAGCACGCCACAACCUCCGCUGCGCAGUACAAGAUUUGACCCUGUCCGAUCUUCUGCGCUCUCUUACACCAGCGUACCUACUCCGGAGACCCCCUCGAGUCCUACCGCUCGUUCCCAUGAACGUCCUGCUGACGACUCUCCACCCGAAUGA
This is a messenger RNA of Gloeophyllum trabeum ATCC 11539, 1738 nucleotides long. RefSeq names its product homeobox-domain-containing protein. Bases 107 to 1738 code for a protein of 543 amino acids. Gene Ontology annotation, cellular component: nucleus. The record is from RefSeq and is a predicted model, not a curated record. The transcript is spliced from 4 exons. Lineage: Eukaryota; Fungi; Basidiomycota; Agaricomycetes; Gloeophyllales; Gloeophyllaceae. Gene Ontology annotation, biological process: regulation of transcription by RNA polymerase II. Gene Ontology annotation, molecular function: DNA-binding transcription factor activity, RNA polymerase II-specific; sequence-specific double-stranded DNA binding.